UCCGGGUACGAAAUAAAUUCCGGUCCGCGGACAAACCUGGCCAGUUGAUGUUUUAGAUCUCUUCAACAAGGCCGCGUUUUCUACCCUCUUCUUGGUUCUCCUUUUACUACUGCGGGUGGACAGAAUGGAUCACCGUUGGGCCUGUUUGACCCUUUUCCUGGUGUUACUGGCGGACACGGCGAGAGGCCAAGGUUGUGGACUAUCAGCGUUUCGCCACGUCCCCGAAACUCAUUGUCGGGGAGAUGAACUUGUAGUAGACGAACCCCAAGUUGGUUCUGUCGAGGCCUGUGCUCAAGCGUGCUGUGACAACCCUGCCUGCAAAUCAUUCCAGUACAGCACAUACGGCGACUGCUAUCUGAUAAGCAAGAUCUGUACUGAUGAGGAGAAAGAGACUGUAUCUAUUGGCAACAUGUACGAUCGGAUUCAAGGAGAAGCAAGACCACAAGCAUCAGCAGGUUGUGGACUAUCAGCGUUUCGCCACGUCCCCGGAACUCAUUGUCGGGGAGAUGAACUUGUAGUAGACAGACCCCAAGUUGGUUCUGUCGAGGCCUGUGCUCAAGCGUGCUGUGACAACCCUGCCUGCAAAUCAUUCCAGUUCAGCAGUUACAGCGACUGCCAUCUGAUAAGCAAGAUCUGUACUGAUGAGGAGAAAGAGACUGUACCUAUUGGCAACAUGUACGAUCGGAUUCAAGGUUGUGGACUAUCAGCGUUUCGCCACGUCCCCGGAACUCAUUGUCGGGGAGAUGAACUUGUAGUAGACAGAUCCCAAGUUGGUUCUGUCGAGGCCUGUGCUCAAGCGUGCUGUGACAACCCUGCCUGCAAAUCAUUCCAGUUCAGCAGUUACAGCGAGUGCCAUCUGAUAAACAAGAUCUGUACUGAUGAGGAGAAAAUAUCUGUGACCGCUGGCAACAUGUACGAUCGGAUUCAAGGGGCAAUCUCGGCACAGAGCUACAAAGGCUGCUACAAGAGGAAAUGGGGAACUUUCAGGACUCGGGACAGCAGCGACGACAUGACCAACGAGAAAUGCGUCGAGAUCUGCGCAAAGGAGGGCUUACCAUAUGCAGGAACGUACGAGACUAAAUGCGGCUGUGGGAGGGAGUCGGAGCUGACAAGACUGGGAGACCCGACUGACGAGUCCGAGUGUGCCUCCACCUGUGGGGGUGACGUCACGCAGAAAUGUGGACAGGGGAACGGGUUACUCACUGUGUGGGCCACUGGCAAAGGAAAACGCGAGAUGAAGGAGGAUGUGAAAGAGGACACGAGGGAGGCACAGAGCUACAAAGGCUGCUACAAGAGGAAAUGGGGAACUUUCAGGACUCGGGACAGUAGCGACGACAUGACCAACGAGAAAUGCGUCGAGAUCUGCGCAAAGGAGGGCCUACCAUAUGCAGGAACGUACGAGACUAAAUGCGGCUGUGGGAGGGAGUCGGAGCUGACAAGACUGGGAGACCCGACUGACGAGUCCGAGUGUGCCUCCACCUGUGGGGGUGACGUCACGCAGAAAUGUGGACAGGGGAACGGGUUACUCACUGUGUGGGCCACUGGCAAAGAGAAGCGCGAGAUGAACGAGGCAGAGGAUGUGACUGAGGACACAAGGGGGCUUGAAGCACAGAGCUACAAAGGCUGCUAUAAGAGGAAAUGGGGAACUUUCAGGACUCGGGACAGCAGCGACGACAUGACCAACGAGAAAUGCGUCGAGAUCUGCGCUAAGGAGGGCUUACCAUAUGCAGGAACGUACGAGACUAAAUGCGGCUGUGGGAGGGAGUCGGAGCUGACAAGACUGGGAGACCCGACUGACGAGUCCGAGUGUGCCUCCACCUGUGGGGGUGACGUCACGCAGAAAUGUGGAAAGGGAAACGGGUUACUCACUGUGUGGGCCACUGGCAAAGAGAAGCGCGAGAUGAAGGAGGAGGAGGAUGUGAAAGAGGACACGAGGGAGGCGCAGAGCUACAAAGGUUGCUACAAGAGGAAAUGGGGAACUUUCAGGACUCGGGACAGCAGCGACGACAUGACCAACGAGAAAUGCGUCGAGAUCUGCGCAAAGGAGGGCUUACCAUAUGCAGGAACGUACGAGACUAAAUGCGGCUGUGGGAGGGAGUCGGAGCUGACAAGACUGGGAGACCCGACUGACGAGUCCGAGUGUGCCUCCACUUGUGGGGGUGACGUCACGCAGAAAUGUGGACAGGGGAACGGGUUGCUCACUGUGUGGGCCACUGGCAAAGGAAAACGCGAGAUGAAGGAGGAUGUGAAAGAGGACACGAGGGAGGCACAGAGCUACAAAGGCUGCUACAAGAGGAAAUGGGGAACUUUCAGGACUCGGGACACCAGCGACGACAUGACCAACGAGAAAUGCGUCGAGAUCUGCGCAAAGGAGGGCCUACCAUAUGCAGGUAACGGUCCCAGGAUCUAA
This is a messenger RNA of Branchiostoma floridae (Florida lancelet), 2410 nucleotides long. RefSeq lists its product as uncharacterized. The transcript is spliced from 15 exons. Lineage: Eukaryota; Metazoa; Chordata; Leptocardii; Amphioxiformes; Branchiostomatidae. The record is from RefSeq and is a predicted model, not a curated record. Bases 125 to 2410 code for a protein of 761 amino acids. Gene Ontology annotation, cellular component: plasma membrane.